CUAGUAAUGAGCAAGCUGUUCCAGUUUUCCUGUUGGUUUGGCGUCUCAGGAUAUGGGAAGCCGAUUUGGAGGGCUUGGACUUCGGUACUAGUUAUACUCUUACUUUUUAUCGAAGGUGUGGCAAUAUGGAAAGUUGUGAAGGCCCUAGCUGGAUGGGCAGUUGACACCGUUGGUCAUAGAAGCGUAACAGCACGCCUGGCUGGUACAAUGUUUUACUUUAUAUCAAUAAUGUCCAUCAUUCUUUGCUCAAGACUGUCGUAUUCUUGGCGAAAUUUGUCUAAAUACUGGGCCUCUGUGGAAAGAGCCGUAGCCAUCAACAUACCAGAGGAUGUGAAUAUAAAGAAGCGGUUGAUAUUUGUCAUCGCUGGGAUGGCGUUUUGUACUUUUUCUGAACAUUUGACGAAUGCGGUUACAUUAGUCGGCUUUGAAUGUCCUCCAUCAGAAAUAUUGAAACAGUACACGCUAUUGUCACAUGGAUUCAUGAUAAUGGAAAAGGACUUUUCUGAAUGGUACGUGAUACCAUUAGUUUACUUAAGCAUUAUAGCAACGAUAUUAUGGACCUUCCACGACUUGCUUAUAAUAUUAAUAAGCAUCGGGCUAACAUCCCGAUAUAACCGGCUCAAUAGAUAUGUAGCACAUGUAUGUGAAUUAGAAAAUAAGGGCACGAGGAGACAUCCAGACGUAGAAAUAGUGUCAAUAUACACUUGGCGUAAAAUAAGAGAGGCGUAUGUAAAACAGGCCUUAUUGGUACGAAAAAUGGAUGACGAAUUGGGCGGUUUGAUAAUGCUGUCCAGUUUAUGCAACUUUUAUUUUAUUUGCCUCCAGUUAUUUAUGGCUAUUACCCAGGAUAAAGUAACGACUUUACGAAGAAUAUACUACUUCGUGUCCCUCGGUUGGCUGUGCAUCAGAGUAGGUGGUGUAGUGUUAGCUGCAUCAGCCGUUAAUGUUAGAUCCAAAGCAGCACUCCAGUAUAUCUAUGGUUGUGAUGCAAACAUUUAUAAUAUUGAGGUGAGAAGAUUACAGGGUCAACUAGCCAAAGAUUACAUAGCUUUGACUGGAAUGGGCUUUUUCUCUCUAAAUAAAAAUAUUUUGCUGCAGGUUAAUGGCCGCGUCAAUAAUAACCUAUGA
Manduca sexta (tobacco hornworm) is the source of this 1128-nucleotide messenger RNA. RefSeq names its product gustatory receptor 5a for trehalose-like. The coding region runs from base 7 to 1128 and encodes 373 amino acids. Gene Ontology annotation, molecular function: taste receptor activity. The transcript is spliced from 8 exons. The record is from RefSeq and is a predicted model, not a curated record. Gene Ontology annotation, cellular component: membrane. Lineage: Eukaryota; Metazoa; Arthropoda; Insecta; Lepidoptera; Sphingidae. Gene Ontology annotation, biological process: sensory perception of chemical stimulus; detection of chemical stimulus involved in sensory perception of taste.